AUGUCCGUCACCCAGGCUCUUCGCCGCUCCAUCAAGGGAGACAAGGACAAGCAGUCCGCUGCGCCCGUCAAGUCGCCCGUUGCCAUCGUGCCCCCGAAAAAGGUCAUUCGGGCGCUCUACGACUAUGAGGCCAGGUCAGACCAAGAGUUGAGCUUCUCACGAGGCGACUUCUUCCACGUCAUCGGUCGCGAGGACGACACCGACUGGUACGAGGCCUGCAACCCCGCCCUGCCCGAUGCCCGCGGUCUGGUACCCGUCUCCUUCUUCCAGGCCCUAGGCCGCUCCGAGCGGGACAGCGGCCACUCGGACGGUGCGCGCGGCGCCGUCCCCGCCAAGAGCCCGGACAACGACUCGGGAUACAGCGAUGGGCCCCAGGGUGUCAUGUCGCCUGGCGCCAUCUCCGGUCCCAUCUCAAGCCCCAUAGGCCCCCCGCAGCGCAAGUCACAGCCCGGCAAGCAGAAGGCACCGAUGAUCUACGGUGUCGUCAUGUUCAACUUUGAGGCCGAGAGGGCCGAUGAGCUCGACGCCAAGGAGGGUGACGCCAUCAUCGUCAUCGCCCAGUCCAACCCCGAGUGGUUCGUCGCCAAGCCCAUCGGCAGGCUAGGCAGUCCCGGCCUGAUCCCGGUCACCUUUGUCGAGCUGCGUGACAUGGCCUCGGACAAGCCCCUGGCCAACCCGGCCGAGGCCAUCAAGAAGGCCGGCGUGCCCAAGGUGGAGGAGUGGAAGAAGAUGGCGGCCGAGUACAAGAACAGCAGCAUCACCCUCGGAAAGUUUGAGGGCGGCGGCCCCCCAGGAACCGCCCAGAACCUGGAUCAGGGUAUGGGUCGCAUGAGCCUCCAGCCCAACGCCCGCCAGAGCAGCCAGAACAACCUCCAGCAGCAGGCCCAGGCCCAGGCUGGCGGCCGCAUGAGCCAGCGGUCCGGCGGCGGCGGCGGCGGCGGCGGGUACGCGCAGCAGCAGGCGUCGCAGCCCAGCGGAUACACGUCGAGAUCGUCAUCGCAGCUGUACGCGCCCAUCCAGGCACGCAUACCUCGGUACUGCUUUGCCGAGGGCAAGUACUGGUUCGUCAUCGAGGCCAUGCUCGAGGAUGGCAGGCAGUGGGAGCUGUCGCGCUACUACGAGGACUUUUACGACUUCCAGAUUGCCCUCCUGACCGAGUUCCCCGCCGAGGCCGGCAACACGGGCACCCAGAAGCGCUCGCUGCCCUACAUGCCGGGACCAGUCAGUUACGUCACCGACGCAAUCACCGAGGGUCGCCUGCACAACCUGGACGCCUACGUCAAGAACCUGCUCAACCAACCCCCAUACAUCUCGAGGUGCCUGCUGGUCAAGCAAUUCUUUGCGCCGCGCGAGGGCGACUACGAGAUUGACCUCAACGAGGCCAGCGCCGGAGAGUACCGUCUCUCGCAAGGAUCACAAAUGUCGUCUGUAGGACCGGCGGGAGAGGGAGAACGCGGCGUGUCGCGGCAAUCAUCGCGAAACAACCUCAACGGCACUGGGUACGCCGGACUGUCUGCCACGCCUCGGCAGAUGAGCAGUGGACAGGACUCGGCCUCGCACUCGCACACCCAGUCCCAGUCACAGCCCGGAGGUGCAGCGAUGAAGAUCAAGAUGUACUACAACGGCGACCUGAUUGCCAUCCGCGUGCCCUCGGAUAUCCAGUACCAGCAGCUGUUUGACAAGAUCCGCGACCGUCUCAAGGUUCCCGAUGGCGAGGAGGUGCAGCUCUUCUACAAGGACGAGGCGACGGGGGAGAAGCCGAAUCUGAUGAGCGACAGCGACCUUGACUAUGCUCUCCAGAACAACGAAAAGUUGCUGCUGUUUGUCGAAGUUGUAUAG
Molecule: messenger RNA, 1839 nt
Organism: Geosmithia morbida
Lineage: Eukaryota; Fungi; Ascomycota; Sordariomycetes; Hypocreales; Bionectriaceae
Exons: 3
Coding region: 1-1839 (612 amino acids)
Molecular function (GO): protein binding; phosphatidylinositol binding
Source: RefSeq, a predicted model, not a curated record